AUGUCGGACGAACAGGGCAGCGGCGAAACCUUCGCCUUCCAGGCUGAGAUCGCCCAGCUGAUGUCCUUGAUCAUCAACACAUUCUAUUCGAACAAGGAGAUCUUCCUCCGGGAAUUGGUGUCCAAUGCCUCCGAUGCCCUGGACAAGAUCCGCUACCAGGCGCUGACGGAGCCCUCGGAGCUCGACUCUGGCAAGGAACUCUUCAUCAAGAUCACGCCCAACAAGGCCGAGAAGACCCUCACCAUCCUCGAUACUGGUAUCGGCAUGACCAAGGCGGAUCUUGUCAACAACUUGGGUACCAUCGCCAAGUCUGGCACCAAGGCGUUCAUGGAGGCUCUCCAGGCUGGAGCUGACAUCAGCAUGAUCGGACAGUUCGGUGUGGGUUUCUACUCCGCCUUCCUGGUUGCUGACAAGGUCGUCGUCACUUCCAAGAACAACGAUGAUGACUGCCACCAGUGGGAGUCUGCCGCCGGCGGAUCCUUCCUCGUCCGCACCGUCGAGGACCCCGAGGUCACUCGCGGUACCAAGAUCGUCCUGCACAUGAAGGAGGACCAGGUCGAGUACCUUGAGGAGCGCCGCGUCAAGGAGAUCAUCAAGAAGCACUCGCAGUUCAUCGGCUACCCGAUCAAGCUCGUCGUCGAGAAGGAGCGCGAGAAGGAGGUCGAGGACGACACCCCGGAAGAGGAGAAGAAGGAUGAGGAUAAGAAGGAGGGCGAGGUCGAGGAUGUCGGUGAGGAUGCUGAUGCCGAGUCCAAGGACAAGAAGAAGAAGAAGAUCAAGGAGAAGUACUUCGAGGACGAGGAGCUCAACAAGACGAAGCCAAUCUGGACCCGCAACCCAGACGACAUCUCCAACGAGGAGUAUGCCGAAUUCUAUAAGAGCUUGAGCAACGACUGGGAAGACCACCUCGCCGUCAAGCACUUCAGCGUUGAAGGUCAACUCGAGUUCCGCGCUCUCCUCUUCGUCCCGCAGCGUGCUCCUUUCGAUCUCUUCGAAAACAAGAAGUCGAAGAACUCCAUCAAGCUGUACGUGCGCCGUGUGUUCAUCAUGGAGAACUGCGAGGAGCUGAUGCCCGAGUACCUCAACUUCGUCAAGGGUGUCGUCGACUCUGAGGACCUCCCGCUCAACAUUUCCCGUGAGAUGCUCCAGCAGUCCAAGAUCCUGAAGGUCAUCCGCAAGAACCUCGUCAAGAAGUGCAUGGAGCUCUUCGACGAGAUCGCUGAGGACAAGGACAACUUCAAGAAGUUCUACGAGCAGUUCGGCAAGAACCUGAAGCUCGGCAUCCACGAGGACUCCACCAACCGCAAGAAGCUCUCCGACUACCUGCGCUACGCCUCCUCGAUGGUGGAUGAGCCAACCUCGCUGAAGGACUACGUCUCCCGCAUGAAGGAGAACCAGAACCAGAUCUACUACAUCACCGGCGAGUCCAAGGACCAGGUCUCCAACUCCGCCUUCGUUGAGCGUGUCCGCAACCGUGGCUUCGAAGUCUUGUACAUGAUCGACCCGAUCGACGAGUACUGCGUCCAGCAGCUGAAGGAAUACGAGGGCAAGAAGCUCAUCUCCGUCACCAAGGAAGGACUCGAGCUGCCCGAGACCGAAGAGGAGAAGAAGAAGUUCGAGGAGGACAAGGUCAAAUACGAGGUCCUCUGCAAGGUGAUCAAGGACAUCCUCGAGAAGAAGGUCGAGAAGGUCACCAUCUCCAACCGCCUCGUCAACUCGCCAUGCUGCAUCGUCACCUCCGAAUACGGAUGGUCCGCAAACAUGGAGCGCAUCAUGAAGGCACAGGCCCUCCGGGACUCUUCCACGAUGGGAUACAUGGCCGCCAAGAAGCACCUCGAGCUCAACCCCGACCAUCCAAUCAUCAAGACUCUUCUCUCCCGGGUCGAGGUUGACAAGAACGACAAAGCCGUCAAGGACCUCGUUGUUCUGCUCUUCGAAACGGCCCUCCUCUCCUCCGGCUUCUCCUUGGAAGAGCCGGCCGCCCACGCCGCUCGCAUCUACCGCAUGGUCAAACUCGGGCUCGACAUCGGUGGUGACGACGACGAGGAUGAGGAAGACGCGCCCGCCACUUCUUCAGCUGAAGCCCCCAAGCUCGACGGAGAUGAGGAGGAUGCGUCCCGCAUGGAAGAGGUCGAU
Messenger RNA from Mesorhabditis spiculigera, 2136 nucleotides. The record is from the annotation of a GenBank genome assembly. Lineage: Eukaryota; Metazoa; Nematoda; Chromadorea; Rhabditida; Rhabditidae.